Molecule: messenger RNA, 1765 nt
Organism: Coregonus sp. 'balchen'
Lineage: Eukaryota; Metazoa; Chordata; Actinopteri; Salmoniformes; Salmonidae
Source: the annotation of a GenBank genome assembly
CAAGUGGACCUGCCUGCCACAGUGAAGGUUCGGGGUGGAGAUCUGACCGUGCCAUACCAGGAAAUACAGCUCCACCUGCAUUCGGGCAAGGAUGGAGCCCCAGGAUCAGAACACACCAUCGAUGGAGAAAGAUAUCCCAAGGAGGUAUGAUGAUCAAAAGAAAGGAAACAGUUCCAUAAUAAUUGAUUUAUGAUUAUCACAUAGUUUUAGAUAUUUUAAGUACAGUAUGUGUACAAUUUCUAUACAUCAAUCACAUUUACAUACACUUUUUCAUGUUCACAUGUAUUGCAAUCUUUAAUUAAUUGUUUAAUUAUAUCUCUUGACGUCCUCAGCUUCAUAUAGUAAAUAUAAAAGAGGAAUACAACUCUUUGGCUGAUGCUCUGAAAGACCCUGCAGGGGUUGGAGUUCUUGGAUUCUUUUAUGAGGUAUUUUUCUGCUUAAUCUUAUCCAACUUUCUACAACAUGAUAAAUAGAUUAGCCUCGAUUUGGGUUGUUAUGAAAUUUGAUAAAUUAUAGUCUCUGAAAAUACUGAUAUCUCUUACAUUUUCAGGAAUUGGGAAGCUCCAACAAAAAAUAUGGCUCCAUCAUGAAUGAACAAUAUCAAUAUAAACAACAACUAUUGUUUUGUAUCUUUUAUAGCAUGGAUCCAGGUCCUAAAUGAUCCAUGUUCCGGAUCGUACAGGGAUAGGCCUAUGUGAAAGUGCUGGUAGUUUAUAGUCACGUUGGUAUAAGUGCCAAGAGACUAAAGUACAACUGGCACGUGAUGAAUACAAAGUAAUAAAACCCUUAUUUUUUAACCACAGUGUCUUCGAUAAAGCUAUUAGCAAUCACUAGUAGAAUGAACAGUAGCUUAUUUUGUAGACAAAUUACAGCUCUCAUCAUAAACUGUAUUUGGCAACAUUUUACCUUAUGUUAUUACUGUGUAGUUCCAUAGAGGCAACUUAAGAUAGUUUUACCCUGUAUUUUUUCCAUUGUCUUUAUUGUGUCCACCUCUAGGCUCCAACACUACACUGAGUGGUGUGUCCCUGGACAUGUUCAUCCCCUCUCAGUGUAAUAUGACCAGCUAUUUCCGCUACCAGGGCUCUCACCACACCUCCCUGUACAGAAGCUGUAGUUUGGACCGUGUUCAAAAACACCAUUCCUCUCAGCAAGCAACAGGUACUUCAAAGGGGCAAUCAGCAGAUGAUACAUCCAUUUUUGGAUUGAUAAAUAAUUUAUAUUUACCCAUUGAUUCUUGAAGAAUAUACUGUAACUUAUAAAUGCCUCAUGAGUUUAGUUCAACUGUCAUACUCAAAAUAUAAGUGUGUUUUUUGUGAACAAAGUAAAUGUAAGCAAACAAUAUAUUGCCUCAAAACAUGGAUGGUCAGUCCUUGCAUCCAUAGCUCUGUCUGUGAAUUUGAGGGUGCUUACAUUUGUCCAGCCCCAUCCCUCAGCUUUUUACUGCAACAGGGGCGGGGAGUGGGUUUGUUAUUUCUACUGCAGAUUUCCAUUUUAAAGAAUUACCUUUGGCAUUACCUCACCUCACCUAUGUCACUAGUAUACCUGACAUUAUACUUGUACAAUCAUACCUGCUGUGUCACUGAGAAUGUAAAUGUAUUGUAAACAAGUUAAGUUGUUCUCUAUAUUACUUUAUUGAGUUGUAUUUUGUACUGUAUGUUAGUUUCAUCUUUGUGUCCUACAGCUUGCUGCAUUUUCUCAGCUUCAGUUUGCUGGUGAAGAGCCUAUGGUGGGAACCUAUCACCCAGUCCAGCUGUUGACUGGUCGC